AUGCGUUGGUCAUUGUAAGCGCCACGUCAAAUAAUCAAGUCUUUUGCGCUCUUUGCCUUCUGGCAAUUUUUUUUGCUUCCUUUCACCAUUAAAAUUACUCCAAAUUCUUCCUUCUUCAACUCCAAUUCUCUCUCUCAAAUUUUCCGCUAAUUCUAAAAUCAAUCAUAAUUUCAACAAAUUUAACUCAUCUAAUCAAACUCAAACUAAAAUCACAAAUACUUAAUUACUCAAAAUUCAAUUACUACUACUAAUUAGAAGAAGAAGCAAAUUUAUAGAAAUUGAUUUUUACUAUUUCUUCUUCAAUUUCUCUUUCAUGGUGGUUUUUAAUCUUUCUUGAUUGAUUCUUCCAUGGCAGAAACAUUCGAUUCUUCUUCUUCUUCUUCUUCUGCAGUUGAGAGGAAUCUCCGAUACCCGAAGAUUGAACUCCAUGAUUAUGAACCUCGCGUGUUUCCUCAGCAGGUUACUGAAGAAGUUGAGAAAUGUGAAAAGAACUGUAACAAUGGAUUAGCUGAUGAAGUAGGGGCAGAAGCGAAGAAAGAGACGGUGCAUUCUGAAACGAAUUCUUCCUCAGAUCUUGAGGCGAUUAGUGAUGUGUCACACAGCUCAGCUGCAGGCAGUAAGAACCAUGGCAAAUUCUUCUUUUAUGAUACCCCUGUUUCUGAGGAAACUGGGUUUUGGAUUCCUGUCUCUGUCCCGCCUCUUCCAGAAAGUGAACAUGAAAAGUGGGCUACAAAUCCUUCUGUGAAUGGGGGCUACCUGCCUGAUGCAGAUAUGGAUUGGGAUCAUUUUGUUGGAGAAAAUAAGGAGCUCACAUUGUGGGAUGUUGUUAUGGAGAUGAUGAUUGUGACUGGUGGGAAGGUGAAGGCGAUUGCUUCUGGGGACUUUCAUCAACGCCAGCUCUCUUGGUUAUCAGCUAAUUUUUUGGAGCAAACUUGGCAGGAAAUGGCUCAAACUCUCACAGAGGCAACUAUGGUGAACGUGCAGGAGAUUUUGGAGGCAGAGCCUCCACGUUGGCUUCCUGACAGUUCUGCAUCAGCUUGUAUGCUUUGUAGUGUGCGUUUCCAUCCUAUCAUUUGCUCCAGGCAUCACUGUCGCUUUUGUGGGGGAUUGUUCUGCAGUGAAUGCUCAAAGGGAAGGAGCCUAAUGCCUGUGAAGUUCCGUUAUUCAGAUCCACAACGAGUUUGUGAUGUGUGCUGUGUCCGUUUGGAGUCUGUUCAGGGGUUUCUGAUGGACCAAGUUAGUCGUGCCGCACAGUUGCCAACUCAUGAUUUGACUGAUCUCAGCACCUUGAGAUCUUGGCUUAAUUUUCCAUGGGGCCAGUCCAUGGAAUAUGAGAUUUACAAGGCGGCAAAUGCACUCAAAAGCUAUAACAAGAUCGGUGCUAUAUCAUCUGAAAGGUGCAUCCCAGAUGCUAUUCUGAAGCAAGCGAAAGGCCUUGCCAUUCUUACUGUCGCUAAAGUUGGUACUUUUAUGACCUACAAAGUAGGUACAGGGUUGGUUGUUGCUCGAAGAAAAGACGGAUCUUGGUCUGCUCCUUCUGCAAUUGCUUCUUUUGGCUUGGGUUGGGGGGCUCAGGUAGGAGGACAGUUUACAGAUUUUAUAAUUGUGUUGAGAACUAGUGAAGCAGUCAAAAUGUUUGGAGGAAAUAUGCACAUUUCUUUUGGUGCCGGAAUGAGUGCAGCGGCUGGGAUUGUGGGAAGGUCUGCAGAAGCUGAUAUACGCGCUGGAGAUGGAGGCUAUGCAGCUUGCUAUACAUAUAGCUGCAGUAAAGGCGCAUUUGUUGGUUGUUCCCUCGAGAGUAACAUUGUUACAGCUCGUCAUAAAGAAAAUUCCAGAUUUUAUGGUAAUUCAUCCCUGAAAACCUCUGAUAUUUUGCUUGGAUCAUUGCCAAGACCGCCUGCUGCUGCCAUCCUCUAUGAUUCAUUGUCAGCUUUAUACCAGAAACUGGAGUGAUGAAAGAAACUCUGACACAUUGUAGAUACGGCUUUUGUCCAAGCUUUUGGGUCUCAACUCUCAAGCGUAGAUUCUCUCAUCCUUUUAAUUCUUCAAGUUACAGCAUCUCAUUGAUUUAUUUUACCGGAAGCACUUGGUGGAAAUAUGGCUGUACAGUACAACGUUUUCGGAAAACAAAAUGUAAAUAUUAACAUUAGUGGUUCAAAACUUGAAAUUUAUCAUUGGAAAAAAUUGAUAUGACAUGUUUGGAAAUAUUGCUUGUCCACUGAAACUAAUUUCAAUCUUGAAUACGACUUGCAUGUUUGAAUAA
Beta vulgaris subsp. vulgaris (sugar beet) is the source of this 2263-nucleotide messenger RNA. RefSeq lists its product as hypothetical. Gene Ontology annotation, molecular function: phosphatidylinositol binding; metal ion binding. The transcript has 5 exons. Lineage: Eukaryota; Viridiplantae; Streptophyta; Magnoliopsida; Caryophyllales; Amaranthaceae. Bases 349 to 1953 code for a protein of 534 amino acids. The record is from RefSeq and is a predicted model, not a curated record.